Molecule: messenger RNA, 1302 nt
Organism: Clupea harengus (Atlantic herring)
Lineage: Eukaryota; Metazoa; Chordata; Actinopteri; Clupeiformes; Clupeidae
Product: tripartite motif-containing protein 16-like
Exons: 5
Coding region: 1-1302 (433 amino acids)
Source: RefSeq, a predicted model, not a curated record
AUGAGUCAAGGAGACCAAUGCAGGGGGAAUAAGGAGAGUGCUAACGCUGGCAGUGGUAAGAGAACUAACAGUGCUGACCAGCUAGACUGUAACGGUGGUGACAUAACGGUGGUGACGUCUGGCAAGACCCUGAAGCAUGGCGCACAAGAUCUGCACACAGACAAUGUGCUGUGUGACUCCUGUAUUGAUAGCCCCUGCAGGGCAGAGAAGUCGUGCCUUACCUGUCUGGUGUCGUACUGUGAGGCCCAGCUACGGCCUCACCUGCAGAACCAGCGAUUCAAGAGCCACCACCUGGUGGAACCGCAGCUGGACUCGGAGAUGCGCUGCUCUUUGGAACACAAGCUGCCGCUGGAGCUGUACUGCCGCACGGACGGCUGCUGCCUCUGCCACGCCUGCAGGGACCAGGGCCACCAGGAGCACCACACCGAGCCUGUAGGGGAGGCCCGGAGACUGGCUGAGAGCUCAGUGAUAGACCUGCAGAUUACAUUGGAGAAGCAGUUCACCAAACUUCAUGCAGCUGUUGAGAGGGCCAGAGAGGAGGUGUGGGAGGUGCUGGAGGGGGAACUCAAGCGGGCAGUGUGCCAGGCAGAGGGCAUCGAGGCUCACCUGCAGGAGAAGAUAUGCCAUCUGAAGAAGGCCCUCGUCCUGGGGGGGAGAUUCAGCAACAACACAAAUGAUGUGGACUUCAUGCAGGAGUACUGUGAGUGGCUGAGAGGCUCAGUGGACACUGAUUUGCCUGGAGUUUACAUCAGCCUUCCAGACCGUCUCAUCACCUUCAGGCAGACCUUAUCAGACACCACUCAGGAGCUGUGUGAGCAGCUGCUGGCCUCCUACAGACGACAACUCACUGACCCAUGCCAAAGAGAUGCGACCAGUCUAACAUUCAAUGUUGACUCAGCGCACCAGUUCCUAAGGCUGACGGUGGGGAAUAGGAGAAUGACCAACACCACUCCCUGGCAGCACUGCUACCCUGAGCACCCGGAGCGCUUUGAGCACUGGCGCCAGGCCUUUGCCUGUGAGAGCCCCUUUCUAGGCCGCCAUUACUUUGAGGUGGAUCUGAGUGGUGAGGGAGCGUACAUGGGCCUCACCUGCAAAAGUAUCAAGCGGAAGAGCGUGGAGUACAGCAGCUGCAUCACAGGCAACACCUUCUCCUGGAGCCUUGGGCGAAGCAGCCACAGACUCUCCUGCUGGCAUGCAGGGGAGGAGCGCUGCCUGCAGGGAGAGCCCCUGAACCGAGUGGGGGUGUAUGUUGAUUAUCAGGCUGGUGUUGUAGCCUUUUAUGUGGUGGACGAAGUACACUAA